Molecule: messenger RNA, 5832 nt
Organism: Misgurnus anguillicaudatus (oriental weatherfish)
Lineage: Eukaryota; Metazoa; Chordata; Actinopteri; Cypriniformes; Cobitidae
Gene: bod1l1
Product: biorientation of chromosomes in cell division 1-like 1
Source: RefSeq, a predicted model, not a curated record
GUUUUACUAUUAUAUUUCUAAGGUUGGUAAAUUUGAUAUACUGUUAUUUUUUCUUGUGUAUUAAUUUUGUUUAAAUGUAUCCUUAAAAUCCGCGGGAUCCAGCCCCUGAAUUGGAAUGCACCAUAGCAAAGUGACCACAGGGAUGCAAAUUAUCCAAAUCUCGACUGAAUCGACAGAGGGCGCUGCUGCUGUUGUUUCCAUUUUUCCUCCUGUUUCCUGUGUGAAAUGAUCACUUCCGGUUCGUUCAAUGUGCAGCGCGCAGCUCUGAGCGGUUGUACGGUGCUUGGUUUGCUUUGGUCGGGAUGUCGUCGCUGCACCCCGGUGACCCGCAGUUGGUGUCGGUAAUCGUAAAUCACCUGAAGACGGAAGGAUUAUUUGAUCAGUUCCGUAGAGACUGUCUGGCAGACGUUGACACGAAGCCGGCGUAUUUACACUUACGACAGCGAGUGGACAACUUUGUGUCCAACCAUCUGGCCAACCACACAUGGAGCCCACAGCUAAACAAGAACCAGCUGAGAAACACCAUCAGACAACUGGUCCUACAGUCAGGAAUGUUGGAGCAAGGGGUGGACAGAAUCGUGGCUCAAGUUGUUGAUCCAAAAGUCCAUCACAACUUUCGGCCGCAGGUGGAGCGAGUCGUAAGGAAGUUUCUGUCUCCCAACAGCAGUUUGGAAGAGGAUGAGCUGCCCCUUGCAGUUCCGCCUCCUUCCACAGAAAACCAGGACACUCUGCUGCUAGCUCCAGAUGACAGGAGUGAUGCUGCUGAUGUUCAGAUCCAAGAGACCAGCAGCUCUGACCCGACCCAGGAGCAGAAAGAGGAGGAGAUGGACAUAAGCCUUAACGAGGAGGAGCAGCACACCGCUCUGAUCGAGGCAGAGGAGGUGCCCGAGGAGAAAGAUGGAGGAGAAGAGAAAGAGAUAAAGUUGGAGAAAGAGGAGGUGAAGGAGCAGGGAGACGCAGAGAAUGAGAACAGCACUAAAUCAUCAGGAAAGAUCAAAGAGGAGAACAGAGAGUCUGACUCCCAGAAAGUGUCCGGUGUAAAGCAGAGGUCUGGAGACAGACUAAGAGAAGAAUACACUCUCGAGGAUUCGGAUCUGGACGGUCUCAGUGACAUCACAGUGAGUUCUGUUCAUACCAGCGAUCUGUCCUCGUUUGAGGGCGACAGCGAUGACGAUCCACCCUUGUCGGAGUCCACAGAAGAGGGUGAGAUCAGUUCAGAGGAUGAGAGAGGACAGAAGACGUCCCCCGGUGAAGAGAAGAAAUCUCGCGGUGUGAGGCAGGGUUACAUACACAAACCCUUCCUGUACUCCCGUUACUAUAGCGACUCUGAUGAUGAGGUCACUGUGGAGCAGCGCCGGCGCAAUGUGGCCAAAGAUAAAGAGGAGAGGUUGUUAAAGCGCCAACAGAACCGAGAGCGCCUGGAGGAGAAACGCAGACAAAGAGCAGCUCAGACUGAGGAGCAGGAGCGGAGGAAACAGCGGCCACGGGCAAAAGAAGCUCGAAAAGAACAGAAAGUCCUGGAGAAGAAAGUGGCUCUUAGCAGACAAAGAAAGCGAGACCACAGAAAAGAUGAAGAAAGAAAUAAAAAUGAUACUGAAGGAGAUUCAGUCAACAAAGAUGUGAAGGCCGGGUGUCUGAAGUCCUCACGGCGCUCGUCUGAUGUGGAUGAGCAGCGCAAAAAGAAAGCAGACGAUGCCAGUGAGGAGAAACUACAAACAAAAACUGACAAAAACCGCGUCCACUCUUUCAUCCUGGACCUGGAGCUCGGAACAGAGGAAGCUCAACGUCAGAGAACAGGUGGGAAAUCUGAACGAAGUCUUCGGAAAGACGCACACGGCAAAGAAAAGGAGCGCAAGGAGAAAGAGCCAAGUGUCUGUGAUGAACGGAUCAAGCCCAAAAUGAAGACUGAGAGCAAGAGGGCUGGAGAUGCAUCUAUCCCGGCUUCUGAUGAGAAAGAAGACAAAAAGGCCUCAAAGGUCAAGGCGGAAAGGAAGAGCUCGGUGUCUUCGAAAGAAAGCAAGGCAUCUUUUUCUGAAGCUGCAGAUGAGGGCAAUCUCAAGAAAGGAAAGAUGCCUGUGGACACUCUCAAGGAGAAAACAAGGGGAGAGAAGAUGGGAAGCAAGAGUGACUCGAAGCUGCUCCGCCGUUUAGACUCCACAGGCUCAUCUGAGGAAAGGUCAGAGGUUGAGGCAAGUUCAGAGGCCACCCUGAAGAAAGACAAGCACGUCCCAAUAAAGUCAAAGAGUCAAGCGGAGGUCAAACCAGCAGACAAGCUCAAGUUGAAAUCUGAAAGAAAGGACUCCUCGACAGGAGAAAGAGACAAGAGACAUGGCUCAGAAACUGAAAGUGACGCUCGGAAAGCAGAAGUAGGGACGAAAGUCAGAUCCGUGUCAGAGAAACACAGAUCAAAAUCCAGAGAGGACCUGAAAUCCCAGAAGUCUGAAAAGAAGAUGCCAAGCCAGGACACCAAGAGCAAAGCAGAAAAGAAAACCUCAGAAGAGCUUCAGAAAACCAAAGAUUCAAAAGCUGGAAGAAGAGCAACAGAGAAAAAGGUGCAAAAAGAUUCUGAGAGAAAGUCAGGUGGAAAGGAUUCAAGUGCAAGCCCGACAGAACCGUCAGCACCGAUGUCUCCUGUAGCAGAACCCUCAGCUGUCUCCAGCACUACUCCUUUACCGGACGACACGUUUGGCGCGCUGAGCGACGUCACUGCUGACUCAGAUGGCGAUGAUGUGACGGAGCCCCGUUCGCUAUCGGCAGAGGCCGAUGCCCUCUUGAGUCUGAUGACGGCAACGAGUGACAUCACGCAGCAAGCUGUAAGACAGGAGACGGAAGCUGAUCUAAAGAUGAAGGAAGCGGCGCUUACGCUGCUCUCGAUGGAUCCGGAUAUUGCACGCUCAUCAGAUGUCAUUGUUGCAGAAUCUCAGGUUUCUAUUCAGAUGACGUCCGAUGCCACAGGACGCUGUAUCUCCGAGACACAAAGUGAGAGUUGUGCACCCGCUGUCGGUCAGCAGGAUGAACAACAGCAAGAUGCAGCUGCAUCUGCAUCCACUGUGAAACCCACCAAGACUGAGACUCUUAUUGUAAAUGAGGUGGUGACAUCAGAGGUUGCUGAUAGGCAGAGAGAGAAAAGAGACAAUGAGGAAAGCAUGCAGAUUCUUCCUUCAGACACAGCUGAGCCAGGUCGGGACAACACGGUAGACGUAGCACAGCAAACACAGAGAUUCAAAACUGCAGAGGCAACGGAAUCUCCAAAGACACUCGAGGCAGACGCAUCUGUGCCUGCGCAGACUCCAAUGACAGCCAAAGCUGCCGCAGACGAUUCUGUGCAGACAUCUACUGCGGAGGUAACGGAAUCGCCAACGUCAUCUGCAGCAGACGCAGCUGAGCCUGUGCAGACUCCAAUGACAGCCAAGGCUGACGCAGACGUUUCUGCGCAGACACCUACUGUGGAGGUAACGGAAUCGCCAACGACACUUGCAGCAGACACAGCUGAGCCUGCGCAGACACCCACUGCAGAGGUAACGGAUUCUCCAACAACACUUGCAACAGACACAGCUCAGCCUGUGCAGACACCUACUGCAGAGGUAACGGAAUCUCCAAUGACACUUGCAGAAGACGCAGCUGAGUCUGCGCAGACACCUGCUGCAGAGGUAACGGAAUCUCCAACAACACUUGCAGCAGACGCAGCUGAGCCUGCGCAGACACCUACUACAGAGGUAACAGAAUCUCCAACAACAGUUGCAGCAGACGCAGCUGAGUCUGCGCAGACACUCACUGCAGAGGUAACAGAAUCUCCAACAACACUUGGAGCAAACCCAGCUGAGCCUGUGCAGACGCAUACUACAGAGGUAACGGAAUAUCCAACAACACUUGCAGUAGACUCAGCUGAGCCUGCGCAGCCACUUACUGCAGAGGUAACGGAAUCACAAACGACAUUUGCAGAAGACGCAGCUGAGCCUGCACAGACACCCACUGCAGAGAUAACAGAAUCACAAACGACACUUAAAGCAGAUGCAGUUGAGCAUGUGCAGACCCCAACGACAGUCAAAGCAGACGCAGAUGUGCCUGCGCAGACACUUUCUGCAGAAGUAGCAGAAUCUCUAAUGACUCUGACAGCAGACACAGCUGAGCCUGUGCAGACUCCUACGACAGUCAAAGCAGAUGCAGCUGAGCCUGCACAGACACCUAUUGCAGAGGUAACAGAAUCUCCAACGACACUUCCAGCAGACGCACCUGAACAUGCGCAGACACCCACUGCAGAGGUAACAGAAUCUCAAACGACACUUGCAGCAGACGCAGCUGAGCCUGCGCAGACACCCUCUGCAGAGGUAACAGAAUCACAAACGACACUUGCAGCAGACGCAGCUGAGCCUGCGCAGACACCUUGUGCAGAGGUAACAGAAUCUCCAACGACACUUGCAGCAGACACAGCUGAGCCUGCGCAGACACUUAGUGCUGAGGUUACAGAAUCUCCAACGACACUCAAAGCAGAUACAGCUGAGCCAGCGCAGAUGCUCAGUGAAGAAACUGUGGACCCUGCGCAGACGCUCCCUGAAGAAAUAACUGAGCCUGUGCAGAUAAUCCAAGUAGAUUCAGCAAAGCCUGUUAAGGUAGAGUCUGCGCAGACCCUGCCUCCAGACACAGCUACGCUUGCACAGGCCCCUACCAGAGCGGCAGACGACCCUGUGCACACAGUCACUGCAGACACAACAGAGUCUGCGCAAAACCUUACAACCUCUGCAACGAAUCCGAAUACAGCACAGUCUGCGCAAACCUCCACCACAGACAGUGCAUCUGUCUCAGACGAACAGGACAGGUCGACGUCAGACGUCUCAGAAACGGAGCAGACGGACAGCUCAGGCACACGCAGGGGCCGAUCAGCCAAUCAGAGGGCAGGUUCUUCACAGUCAAAAGAGGAGAUGGUUACAGAAAAGGAGCCACAGGAGCAGGGUCGCAGGAGUAGACGCUCUGCAGCACAGAUUAAAGAUUUGCCUACAGUGAAACCUGCGAUGAAGCGCAAGAAAUCAGACACCUCGACUACAGACUUAGCAGCAGAUGAGAUCGAGGAAGAGCCAAAAAAAUCUGCCAAACAGAGACGAAAUGAAGUAAGUCCAUCUGAAGAUCAGGAUGUGAUGAAAACAAGUGAUGAAGAAGAGGAGGAGGAGAAGAAAGAUGAGGAAGACGUGACGGGAGACAAAGAGGAAGCUAAGCGGAAACCUCAUCGUCGCGGACGCACCUGCAAAACCACAGAUGACUCCGAUGCGGGAGUUUCUGAGAAACGAGAUACAGCUGAGAAAGAAGAGGAUGAGGAGGAGACAUCUUCGAGAGCGACGACUCGUGCGGCGUCUCGUUUGGAGGCGGAGAGAAAUAAACCGAGCAAACCUUCCACUCGAGCUCUGAGUAAACUCAGUGGAAAAGAGGAGGUGUCUCCAAGCACACGCUCGGUGAGGGGACGUAAACGUGAGGCGAGUCCUCCGGUGUCUCGCACUCGCGGGGGACAGAAAUCCGAUGAUCCGCCUUCAAAAAGAGUCAAACGAUGAGUCCUGUACAGAAUAAAUUCACUUUCACCUGUAGUUUUUAAGGUCAGAACACAUCUGGUUGUCAAGGCAGCUGGAUUUGAAGCCUUGAUGUUUUUAAAUUCAGAGACAUUGGUUCAUAUUAGUUCAUUACAGACAGUGUUGUGUAAUGACAGGCACGUAGUGUUAAACUGUAGUGUUACAUCCGGUCUGUCAGGGAUGUGUGCGUGUAUGUGUGUGAUUUUGUGAAUGUAAAUGAGGAUUGUUGUUUAUUUUAUAUUUUUACCUUAUAUUAUAAAUCCACCAUUGAUCCUGA